AUGUCGCAUCGCCCAACUGGCCUUCCGUUGCCUCAUGCGUGGCUUACUUCACCAAUUGACCAUCUUCUUCGGUCUGGGUCUUCGCCCGUUUUCAAGGCACUUCCCUCGUCGUGGGAUGCAUCCGAAGUUGACGUCUUCGCUCUGAAGCGUUCAGAGAUGGUUUCUGCUUGCAUAAAAGUGUUCAUGCUCGAACACGGCCAACAGCAGGAAUAUCCCUCACCGGCAACAGGAGACGGAGAAGAAGUGUUCCGAGACCUCAUUGUUUCGAAAUUAUUGUCUGACCUCCUGGCACCGUCCACCCUCAGUGCUGCUUCUGCUUCGUCGCCCUCAUCCAAAUUGCCUGAUAUUGACCUAGAGCAGGCCUCUCUGCCAUUCCUCGGAUCGGGCACACUUUUUUACCAAUUUCACACAGACUUCCUGGCACUAUACGACGCUAUCUCUUUCUCACACCCAACCUUCGCAUCCCUUCUCCUUCCACCUCUCGCGCUAACCUACCCCAUCGACUAUCGUCGGAUACUAUGGGCAGACUUUGCGCAUGUGUUGUGUACUGUACGUACCCCUGUGGACCAGGUCAUCGCAGGGGAUCUCAGAGAUUUCCUGUACCCGAUCGAAAAAGGCGAAAUGAUCGGAAAAUACGCCGGUGCGCUUCUCCAAGGAUCAGUGGAUGGAUUCCUGCGCCUUGUUGCGGUACACCACGUGGCAUGCAAUAUCUGGCCUGAUCUUCGGUCCGAGGAAGUUGGGGCUGAGCAAGAGGAUGCGGCCAAGAUGCUGUUGAAGAUGAUGGUAGAGAAAGGAGAUGGACGCGUUGUGCGUGAGGUGCUGAGGUAUCGACAGGUUCGUGAAGAAACGGUUGUUUAUCCCCCUGCUUGUUUUGAAACAAGUGGGGAAUGGAUAGCAGACCGAGCAGAAUUUGCCCGGCAGGCGUUGGGCAGCGAGUUGCAUGCAAGACUUGAGGGCGUAUUUUAUGGCUAG
Messenger RNA from Suillus fuscotomentosus, 972 nucleotides. RefSeq lists its product as uncharacterized. The record is from RefSeq and is a predicted model, not a curated record. Gene Ontology annotation, biological process: transcription by RNA polymerase II. NCBI's taxonomy places the organism in Eukaryota, Fungi, Basidiomycota, Agaricomycetes, Boletales, Suillaceae. Gene Ontology annotation, cellular component: nucleus. The transcript has 2 exons. The coding region runs from base 1 to 972 and encodes 323 amino acids.